Mya arenaria is the source of this 1525-nucleotide messenger RNA. Its product is annotated as receptor-type tyrosine-protein phosphatase F-like. Bases 1 to 1332 code for a protein of 443 amino acids. The transcript has 11 exons. Gene Ontology annotation, biological process: protein dephosphorylation. NCBI's taxonomy places the organism in Eukaryota, Metazoa, Mollusca, Bivalvia, Myida, Myidae. Gene Ontology annotation, molecular function: protein tyrosine phosphatase activity. The record is from RefSeq and is a predicted model, not a curated record.
AUGUAUGGCGAGUUUAGAAUUACGUGUCAUUCCGAGGACAUGUAUGCCGAGUUUACAAGAAGAGCCCUUUCAAUUGUAAAGUCACCCGAAGAAAGGUCCAUCUACCAACUGCACUUCACAUGUUGGCCAGACAAAGGCAUUCCUGAUGAUGUCACAGCGAUCAUUGAAUUCAGACAAAGAGUAUUGAAUACUCCUACAACGUACAAAGGACCUACUGUGGUCCACUGCAGUGCUGGUGUGGGACGAACUGGCACGUACAUUGCUCUGGACAUCCUGACGAAGGAGGGUGAAACUGAAGGAGCGGUUGAUAUCCCUGGAUGUGUGGUGAACAUGCGACAGAACAGGCCGAACAUGAUACAGACUAUGGAGCAGUAUCAAUAUCUCCACAAGGCUGUUGUGUAUUCCCUGACUUUCAAUUGCACACCGAUCAAGGCAGAACAAUUUCAGCAAUACAUGAAGACAACAAAAAGAGCUGACUUAAACAGGCAAUUUCAGCAACUUCAGCACACCGUUGAACAGCGAUCGAAACAGGAAGCAAACGCAGUCAAAAGAAAUAAAGAACACUUGGCUAAAAACCGAGCCAAUGCAGACAUACCAGGUGAUGAAAACCGACCACGACUCUACCUUGGGUUGGAAAGUGGAUCGUCCGAUUACAUCAAUGCUGUGUACAUACAUGGUUUCAAAGAAAAACGCCGAUUUCUUGUUGCACAGACUCCCUUGCCAGAGACCGUUAAUGCCUUCCUGACAUUGGUUGUCCAAGAAAACUGCUCAUGCAUUGUCAGUUUUGAACCAGACAUGGACAAACAAAGGAAUGUUGGAAUAUACUACCCGGCGGAAAACAUGCAGGUGUUAAAGAAGGGGUCAUUUGAAGUCAGCUCUUCACGUGAAACAAGGAAACCUCACUAUGCAAUGAGAAACCUUAAAAUACGUCAUACGGGGGCGACAGGGCGCCUUCCUGAGAAAACUCUGUCCCACAUUCAGUUCACUGAGUGGGAUGAAAUUAAGAAUGUCCCUCUUUCUGUUAAAAACUUUCUCACCUUCCUGAAUGACGUGGAGGAAACAGCAAACAAACAGAAAGAUGGACCGAUACUUCUUCAUUGUUUUGAUGGAGCAGGCCGAACGGGACUAUUCUGUGUGGUGUCAAUGCUGCUGAGGAAGAUGGCCAUAGAACACGAAGUUAGUGUUCUCAAUGCUGUUAGAAAAGUCAAGACCAUGCGACGACUGGCGAUUCCGAAUUUGGAUCAAUUCAUAUUCUGUCACGAGAGCGUCAUGGAAUACUUGCGAGCAUUUGACAAGGAUGUGUAUGCUAACUUCGCUGGUUCAAAUGAAUAGAGACGAUACAUAAGGAACAUGGAUAACAAAACCAUACAUAUUUGGAACGCUAGUUUCAAACAAAAAGACAGUGUUGCAAUUUUUAUUAAUAGUAUUUUUGCUUUGUUUUGUGUUCUUACUAUAAACUUUACACUGAAGAUUUUAACUAUAACACAAUAUUUGUAUAUAAAAUACUGAUAUACCAAACAGCGCC